ACCUGUCGCCUCUGUUCGCCUGCUGUUUCGUUGAAGAUCAGUUCAAAGUCGCCCGGAGCCAUGGCCAUGCUCAGAGUGUCGUCCUACCGCAAGCUGUUUGAACAAGACGCCUGGAGGCGAAAUGCGGGGCUGAGGAUGCCCAGGGGCGCGGCUCUUGACAAAUGCGACCGUGACACGUUCGACUUUGUCGCUGCCAAGUCUCUCGGCGAGGACGGCCUGAAGCUGUUGGCCCAGGAACGCCGCACCAUCGCCGCCCUCAACGACCGGCUGGUCAAGCUCAUCGAGCUGGCUCGGCGCUUGGAGGAGGAGAACGGGUCUCUUGAAUGUCAGAUUGCGGAGCUGGAGGCGCAGCCGAGCAGUGCCCCCGCCUCCGUCAGCAUCAGCACCGCGGUGGCUCAGGCCGACCGCUCUCUGGAUGCGGUGGUGGAGAGGCUGCGCAGGGAAAGGGAUGAGAUUGUGUGCGAGUCUAGAGCGCUGCAGGACGAGCUGGAGGGUCUGAUGAGGGAGCACGAGGAGGCCGCACGCAGGAGGAGCUCAGUCCAGCAGGAACGUCAGCACGUUGCUGCGGAGGUGGAUGCCGUGACGGCGGAGUGUCUGGCGUUGAGGGAGCGGGUGCGUGUCUACGCGGCGCAGCGAGCCAACGUGGAGGCCCAGCGCACGGCGGCGGCCGAGCGUCUGCUGGAGCCCGCUGACGGGUCCACGCCGGCGGUGGCAGCCAUUAAAUUCGGCAGCCCUGCCGUCACCGCGGCCUUGGGUGUAAAGGAGUAUUACUGCCGGCUGGCGGAGAGCCUCCAGUGCGUCGUGGCUGCCGCCGCUGUGGUUUGUGGUGGUGAUGCAGAGCAGCGGGAUGUGAGAGGAGCUGGGAGGUCGGUGGUCAGAGACUGGCCGGCGACGAAGGACGCUGGUGACAUGAAGACGCUGGUCUCUGAGCUACAAAAGGAGUUUGCUGAGCUCGAACAGCGCAACGAGGAGCUGGAGGACGAGGCUGAAAUGAAGAGGGCUGCGCACAUGGAAGAGGUAGCGGAGUUGGAGUACACCAUAAAUGAGCUGCAGCACCGGGACUCCAGCUUCCGAACCCAAAUGAAGGAGCAGUGUGACGACUACAGGGUGCUGCUCAGUGAGAAGAUGGCCAGAGACAUGGAGAUCGCAGCCUACAGGAGCCUGCUGGAGGAGGAGGAGGCGAGGCUGUGCGACCUGUGACUCGAGGCCCGGCGGCUCCGGGAGCGUCUGGCGUGCGGCCGAACGCUCCCACGCUCACGCGGAUUAGAAAGCAGACAGAGGAGAAACGCAGAACCCAGAUCAGCAGUAGGGUGAAGCAUAAG
Molecule: messenger RNA, 1322 nt
Organism: Betta splendens (Siamese fighting fish)
Lineage: Eukaryota; Metazoa; Chordata; Actinopteri; Anabantiformes; Osphronemidae
Gene: vimr2
Product: vimentin-related 2
Exons: 10
Coding region: 61-1200 (379 amino acids)
Biological process (GO): skeletal muscle organ development
Cellular component (GO): sarcolemma; cell-cell junction; Z disc
Source: RefSeq, a predicted model, not a curated record